Myotis brandtii (Brandt's bat) is the source of this 1121-nucleotide messenger RNA. Its product is annotated as trichohyalin. Gene Ontology annotation, cellular component: cornified envelope. The record is from RefSeq and is a predicted model, not a curated record. Gene Ontology annotation, molecular function: calcium ion binding; transition metal ion binding. The coding region runs from base 1 to 1026 and encodes 341 amino acids. The transcript has 3 exons. NCBI's taxonomy places the organism in Eukaryota, Metazoa, Chordata, Mammalia, Chiroptera, Vespertilionidae.
AUGGCUCCACUCCUGAACAGCAUACUCACCGUGAUCAAGGUGUUCCAGAAAUAUGCUAAAGAGGACGGGGACUGUGCUCUGCUGUGCAAGAAGGAAUUGAAGCAGCUGCUCUUGGCUGAGUUUGGAAACAUCCUCCGGAGACCAAAUGACCCAGAGACUGUGGAAACCAUCCUGAACCUCUUGGAUAAAGACAGAAAUGGACAUGUUGAUUUUCGUGAAUAUCUCUUGCUGGUGUUCCAGUUGGUCCAAGCUUGCUAUAAUAAGGAAGAAAAUAAGGCAUGUGGAGAUAGAACCUCCCAGCAAGAAGGGGAGCAGGAAGGAACACAAGACCAUAGCUUUCCAGGAAAUACAGGCAGACAACAUAGGCAGAGGCAUGAGGAAGAAAGGCAGGACUCCCACCACCGUCAGUCUGAGAGACAAGAUAGGGACUCCCACCAUGGUCAGUCUGAGAAACAGAUCAGGACUCCCACCAUGGUCAGUCUGAGAAACAGAGUCAGGACUCCCACCAUGGUCAGUCUGAGAAACAGAGUCAGGACUCCCACCAUGGUCAGUCUGAGAAACAGAGUCAGGACUCCCACCAUGGUCAGUCUGAGAAACAGAGUCAGGACUCCCACCAUGGUCAGUCUGAGAAACAGAGUCAGGACUCCCACCAUGGUCAGUCUGAGAAACAGAGUCAGGACUCCCACCAUGGUCAGUCUGAGAAACAGAGUCAGGACUCCCACCAUGGUCAGUCUGAGAAACAGAGUCAGGACUCCCACCAUGGUCAGUCUGAGAAACAGAGUCAGGACUCCCACCAUGGUCAGUCUGAGAAACAGAGUCAGGACUCCCACCAUGGUCAGUCUGAGAAACAGAGUCAGGACUCCCACCAUGGUCAGUCUGAGAAACAGAGUCAGGACUCCCACCAUGGUCAGUCUGAGAGACAGGGUCAGGACUCCCACCAUGGUCAGUCUGAGAGACAAGAUAGGAACUCCUGCUAUAGUCGGUCUGAGAGGCAAGGUCAGGACUUCAGCUCUGAUCAAAGACUGAAUCAUAAAUCUAGCAGUGACCAGACUAAAAGAGAAGGAUAUUUAUUUGCUUUAAAUCAAUAUGAGACACAAGUUCAGGAUUCUCAUGAUGACUGG